Molecule: messenger RNA, 4311 nt
Organism: Bemisia tabaci
Lineage: Eukaryota; Metazoa; Arthropoda; Insecta; Hemiptera; Aleyrodidae
Product: PAT complex subunit CCDC47
Biological process (GO): endoplasmic reticulum calcium ion homeostasis
Cellular component (GO): endoplasmic reticulum
Molecular function (GO): calcium ion binding
Source: RefSeq, a predicted model, not a curated record
GUGAAAUCCAAAUCGCGUCAAAUUGAAUUGUAUCGAUUAAAUUUAUUAUCAAUUAAUAAUUUGUCUCGUCGCCUUGUGGAGUGUUAAUUUAAUUAGGGAUCUUCACUUCGCAUUUGCGGAGACAGCUCAGAUUUUUAUUUUUGUUUCCGUUUUUGUGUAUUUCUAAAGAUUUUAAUUUUGUGGAUGUACAAAGUCAGCCAUGAAGUAUUAUUAUCUAGUCACCAUUUUAUUUUCUCUUAUCUGCUACCAAAUAUUAGCAGCUGUGCAGUUUAGAGAGGAUGUAGAAGACAAUGAAUUUGCAGAGUUUGAAGAGUUUGAUGAGGAAGAAGUAAAAUCAGCGAAGCCAUACGUGAAAGAAGCGCCACAAGCUCGGAAGAUCGAGCAAACGAUCGAAGAAGGAAAUGACUUCAAUGAAGAUGAUGUUGUUGUAGAGGAUGAUGAGAGUGAGAUUGAUCAUUUCAACGAUGAUGAAGAGUUCGAAGGGUUUGAUGGUGCAGAUCCCUCAACUAAGUCAAAAGAAGCACCCAAAAUCACCAUUACAAAUGUUCCUUUGCAUUUAAGAACAAAUUUCAAUAGUUUUUAUCUGGAAAUUCUCAUGAUCUCUGGUCUAGUCAUUUAUUUCCUCAACUUUUUUACGGGGAAAAGUAAAAAUAUCAAGAUAGCAACAUCUUGGUUUGAAACACACAAGUCCUUGCUGAAAGAAAAUUUUACCCUUGUUGGGGAUGAUGGGAAGGUUGAAAUGGAAAGUGAAACAUUGAUUAAAGAGUCAGACAGUGUGUUUACAUUAUGGUGCAGUGGGCGAACAUGCUGUGAUGGUAUGCUUGUCGAGCUAAAGUUAAUCAAGCGUCAAGAUCUGGUGGCUGUCAUUGCAAAUUGGAUGAGACCAUCCAAUGAUCAAAUUCACGUUCGCAUCGAUGUAACUAAAGAGGAUAUGGAUUCAUUUGUUCUUUGUAUUGCCAACAAAAAAAUGGCAACCAAGCUGUCAAAAGAAAUGAACGAUUUGAGCAUUUAUUGCCCAGAACGAAAACCAGGGGACAAGUUCCGUCUCUCUAAUAAUUUCAAUGUAAUGAGUGAAAUAUCAGAGGCAACCAAUGGAAUUUUGGACUCCAAAGUAACCAAUACCCUCAACACGUUUGCAAAAUACAUUGACUGUAUCCAUAUCUCUGAUCAAUUCAGUGGACCAAAACCAACUGAAGACGUGCCUGUUACAACUCAACCAGAAACUAAGAAAGUCAUGAUAUUUGAAUUCAAUUUUCCAUCAAAAUCCAAAUCUACAACUGAACUGACCGAAACUUCAUUGAUUUUAUUCCAUUUCAUAUUUUACAUUAUGAAUAGAGUGAAAAGGUUGAGACUCAGCAAAGAGAGUAAAGCAAAGGCUGACAAAAACAGAGCCAAAGUUGAGGAAUCAUUUUUGAAAUCCACCCACGCAGCCAGAGCAGAGGCUGCAGCAGCCAGAAAGGAGGAGAAGAAAAGACUUGAGAAAGAACGCAUCCUUCAGGAGGAGGAUCCUUUGAAGCAAAAACGAUGGGAAGAGAAAGAACUGAAAAGACAGAUGAAAAAGAAGACUCCCAAAAUGAAGCAGCUGAAAGUGAAAGCUGUGUAAGAUUUUGGUGUUCAAAGUUUGUCUUUACCUCAUUCAGGAGGAAUGAUUUGUUACUUGUUUGUUUUUAAUCAGUGUAAUGGGUAGCGUAAGAAAGGAGAUACGGUUUCUGUGGAACCAGGUAGGCAUAUUUGUAUUCUAAUGUAAGUAAUUUAUUCGGUAGAAGCUUUCCUUGAUAGUUUUUCCAUGAACUUGACUAAAAAGUCAUCAUUGUUAAAUAUGAAGCUCUGUUUUACUAUCAUGUAGCUCAAAACUUAAGGGGUGGAUUGAAAGAGAAGAGGCCUUUUUAGGCCUCACCCUAGCAGCAAAUUUUAGGUUUUUGCAAGUUCGCUAAUUUUUUCACGACAUAAUACAUAUGACAUUACAUAUAUGAUAGUGAUCAAAAAAAAAAUGAAAGCUAUCCAAUUUCCCGAAUCAUGAAAUUUUUUUAAGUAGGCUGUAUAAUUAAUUUGGUCUGUUUAUGGAAGUUUGCGGCAUCUGUUGCUAAAUUGUUCCAACUGUCAAACAAUGUCUCACUCAGGUGAAAAGCCCAAAAUAAGCCUCGUUUCAUUAUUGAAGUGCUUUGUUGUUUAGUGGCUUUAAAUCAUAAUGGUCAUUUCAAAUACUAAUCCAUUUUAAAAUUGGAACAUUUUUUAGCAUUCUGAUGAGGUCAAAGUCUCCCCCUCUUGCUUUGAUCACUGAAGUACUCUAGCAUUUUUUAUUCUUCGAGUACCUUGAAAUUCCAACCAAUUGAAAAGUAAUUGGACUUUGACAAUCAUGAACAAUUCCUUUUUCCUUUUUUUAUCUGCACUUCUUCAUAUAGAAAAAGUCAUGAAUCAUAAGGUUAGUUGUUGUGGUAUCAGUGAUAUUAGUCAUCAGUGAUUGUCAUUUUUCAUUUUAUUUCUUUUUACCGAUCAUUUGUCUCGGUAUUUAAGUGAUCUAAGGAAACUUUAUAAAAUGAAAAAGUUGAAUCUUUGUGGGAUCAUAAUGUUCAUUUUUCUUCCAGUUUCGUCAGAGGAACUUGAUAUUACAGACCACUGAUAUUAAUACAUACAUAGGACUCUCAGAAGUAAUGCAUUUCAAUGCGUAGGUAAUUGAAAAGUCGCAAUUCCUAAUUAUUGCAUUUUAGCCUAAGUUACCAAUAAAAAUUAUCACUUUUGGCAGACAUUCGAAUUGUCUUCAUUUUUCAAUAAUUGUAAUUUUAUUAGGUAACUUACGAAUGUAAGCCAAAUGUGUUGUUAGUGCCAUUUGUUGAAAGUGAUUUAUAAUCAGUUUGUCUGGCUUAUAAUAAGAAUUUGUAUUCACAAAUGGAACAUCUUGAUUUGCUUCAUUGCUAGAAGAUCAAUCACAAUUUUUUACAUGUUUGUUAGUUGCAAGAUAUUGCUAUCCUCCUUAUCAUGACUGCACCUCAGGUUUCUAGAAAUACUGAAUUUAAUGUGUCCUUUUGUGUAUCAAGGUAAUUUUUUUUUGGCAAGUGUCUGUAGCUGUGCACCUGCUCUUAAAUAUUUGUUUAUCUUACAACUAAAUCGAAUUUAUAAACCUAACCUCUUGCAAUAUAUGUAAUGACAAUCAUCUUUCAGCACUAAAUUCUGAAUCAUAGCCUGCUCAAACGCAGGAAAUCAUUAAAAUGCCUUGCUCUAACCUAGCAAGCCACAAAAAUCCAAAUCACAAGAAUUGAAGAUCUUUUUUAGUGUUUUUGGGAACAUAAUUGUUCUGAAAAAGAGAAAACUUUAUAUCUUUAUGAUGAUAAUGAUAAAGGCCUCAAUGAUUUGUCAUAAUGUACUUUUUACUACGCUGGUAUAGAAACUUAGUAAGGCAAUUCCAAAGUUUUAUACCUGAGAACUAUUUUUAUUAUUAAUCACACACCAAGACUUUUUAAUUUUUUCUGGUUUAGUUAGAGGAUGCAUGAUAGUUUUGUAAUUAUGGAAUUUUUUCUAGAAAAAAGUACCGCAGGAGCUGUUUAGUAUCACGCAGGUAAGUUACCCAGGGGAGGGGACCUGAGCCGGGCUCACAGCGUCUAAAGAGGUGUGGAGUACGUGCUCCCACCUGUAACAAAUAAUAUUUUCCCAUACAAACAAUUUUUUACGCCAAUUUUUCAGGUUUUCUGCGUUGUGGAAAAUUUUGGUGAGGAAGUCAGGGGCCAAGCCAGACUCAUGUUGUUCAAAAAGGGUGGUGAGAUAUUAUGGUUGGCUCCCCAGGGUUUUGAGGGGGAGAGGUCAAACAGUUGACCAAAAUAGCAUAUGCGUAAUACUCAAAUGGCUCCACAUUGAUUACUUAGACCUUGCCCUGUUGCAUGAGAAGCAAUUUUUUUUUUUUGUAUAAAAAUUUUGAAUCUUUUCUAUUAUUGCAUUUAUUUGCAUUAAUUUUUGUACUAUCCUCAACAAAAUUUAUAUUCAAUCAUUUGAGUUUUAUGGAGGAGCUAAUUAUUGACAGGAGAACAAUUAAACAGACCCAAGAUACUCUGAUGUAACUGAUCUACAUUUUUUUCUAGUGAAUAAAAAAAGUAACAAAAAAUUAUAUUCAUGAUCAAUACAACCUUGGUGAUCUUUUGCCUCACCGGUUAUUUAGGCACUCCUUUAAAAACUGCUAUCUACGUUCUCUAAAGAGGUUCAUCCAUCUGAUUUUUGCUGAAUGUUGAUGAUUUCAAUUUACCCUUUUUCCCAAUUUUAUUAUUUUGUAUAAGAUGUAAAUUCACCUCUUGUGUCUGAAAAUUAAACUCUUUUGUUACUUUA